UUAGACAGCGCUUAGUAGAUAGAUUCAUGUCCACCGACAAUACAGAAAGUCUGCAUCUUUGGGCGUAUAAUACCCGACCAGUAGGAGCACACUGGUUGCUGCUUGCUAUCAACCCUAUAAGGGAAGUCGUGUAUUAUCUGAAUUCGGUAAAUGGUGAAUGGACCAAUUAUCAGGCCAUGAAGGACAUCGUUGAUUUAUCAAUACAAGUGUUCCGAAGUCAACGGGACGCACAGGUAUCCCGAACUAAAUCUAACAACAUUACUUGGAUCCAAGUGCAGUGUCCGCAACAGCGAAACAGUUACGAUUGCGGAUACUUUGUUUUGAGGUAUAUGAAAGAAAUCCUUCAGGCGAAUCAAUUAGAGAUUCCGCUCACGUACCUUGACGAAUUCCGUGCUACUGCGUACCCGAAGCUUAAGUUGGAAGAAAUCAAAGAAGAUUUGUGUCAAUUUUAUAUUAAGCGCUUUUUCAUGUAGGAUUUGUGUCGAU
Vicia villosa (hairy vetch) is the source of this 486-nucleotide messenger RNA. RefSeq lists its product as uncharacterized. Gene Ontology annotation, molecular function: cysteine-type peptidase activity; deNEDDylase activity. The coding region runs from base 27 to 473 and encodes 148 amino acids. Gene Ontology annotation, biological process: proteolysis. Lineage: Eukaryota; Viridiplantae; Streptophyta; Magnoliopsida; Fabales; Fabaceae. The record is from RefSeq and is a predicted model, not a curated record. The transcript has 5 exons.